CUGAUUUGUUCAGGCUCCUUCGAUCAAACGCCCUAGAAAGCGCCUGCCUGGUAAGCUGCCAAAAAUACGCAAAUUAUAUCACAUAUUUUAGCAAAAUGUAACCGUAGGAGUCAGUUUUUAGCAAAAUUAAGCGUCCGUCCCUCACCAUUUCCUUUUGAGUUAAAGCUAUUAUAAAAAUGCGGCAUUGCACCUUUUCGUGUAGGAUUCUUAACUGACUGAGCCUUGCCAAUUUCGAGAACCAAAAAAUAAUCUUUUAUGGGACAAGAACGGGUAAAGAAAGGAUUAACACAGAUCUAAGAUAUAGAUUUUAAUAAACUUAGGCUAAAUUAAAAAUAAAUAAUUUUUUAGGUGUAUCAUUACUUUGAAAGUACCUACAGCAUCACAAAUAUUUAUCUGUAGCUGGAGUUUUGAGAAUUAGGCUGACCACAGAGUUGGGUUUUAAUCAUCCUCACGGCGGUCAAAUCGAAAUAAAAUGCAGCGAGAAAAGAACAAACAAUCAACUCCUCUUGCAAAUAAUUCCAUGCAUGUCCGGCUACUGCAAUAGCGAAAAAAGAACAUCGUUAGCCUACUGGUAAAUGCCUCUGGCCGAUCAAAGACUGAUAAAAGAGAUCAAUAGGUAAAGCGAGAAGUUUUAUUUUACGACUUUAGAGAUAAUAUUGGAAGUCAUGAACCAUGACCAACCAAAUGUUCCCUUCGCGGGAAAAGUUUGACUGCACAUAGCGUCCAUGACAACGGAAUCGAAGCGUCCAAUCAGGGUUCAGAACAGAAAUAUCCAAGCUUCGCUUCCCAUACUUCGUCGAGCGUAAAUGCAAGAUGGUGUAUAGUUCAGCCUACAGACGGGCCUAUAGAAAACCUCUGUGGGAUGAUUAUGGUAAGGAAGAAUUUAUUAGUAAGUUGCAGUAUAGGUCAGAUCGAAGGUCAAUAGAACAUCGCCAUCAGCCUUGGAGAUGGGACAGCGAAAGUGAAGAAGAAGAUAUUGAAGAGAUUCCGGCACACGAUGGCAGUUAUGAUGGGGGACGCCGUCAGUUUCAUCCAGACGAGAAAAAAGCUGAUAAAAAACCGCCAAAGAACGCAUGGGAAGAGGAGAAAGAUUUCAAAGAGAACGAUCAUGCUGAAAGAGCCUUACCUUUGCCCGAAAGACUUAAGUUUGACGAAGCAGAGAAAGAAGAAAAACCAAAAUAUACGCGUUCUGCGGAGGACGCGAGACUAAACGAACGUGAGUCUCGCGGUGGCAGAGAUCACAGGCGUAAACAUCACAGAUCGUCGGGAGAUGAAAAGAAACAGCGAUCACACUCGAAUUCACCGGAAAAGGAUCCAAUCUCUAGGGAUAGAAGAAAGAAAGCGCCCUUUCUCCCUUAUGGAAUGGCUAACGAAGGACCUGUAGACAUGUGGAAAACUCAUAAUGUGUUGGCUUCACAGCCCGAGGUGUAUCCUGCUGCUCUUCGUGCACAGAAAAGAAGACAACAAGAGAUUAAAAAGAAAGCUCAACUGCGAGAAGAAGCAGUAAAAAAGAAGGAAACACCAGCACAUUUUGAUGUGGAUGUUGCAUUUCCAAAAACCUGGUGGAUGACAGAGUAUCAGAGAAACUUUUGUAAAGAGGAAGAUGUCAAGAGACACUUUUUGAGAUAACAUGUACUGUACAUUAAAUGACCAAGUGCUUGACUUUUGAGUACAUGCCAACCAUCACAGUCAAAAGUGUUUGUUCUUAAUUUUAGAGAGUGGUAAUUAUCACAGCCAUGUAGUACUACUUGUUCUCAAACUCAUGAGUAAUUCAUGCUGAGAAAACAAAGGAAAUUACAACCGUGAAAGAGGUUUGGAUAUGUGGUCUUAAUUAUCAUAAAAUUUGGUGAACUUUUGCUUUGAUUUUCUUCAAGAAUUAUUAAUGGUUUGAGAAGCUAUAUCAAACAUUUGAAAGGGUGUUUCAUCUGAUAUCCAAACACCUUGAAGUUGGUUAAAAAAAAAACUCAGCUGCACCUCAUUUUUUCAACCACUUCUCAGUGUUUAGAUAUCAGAUGAAACACUCUUCCCCAUGUUUGAUAUUUUACAUCAAGCAAGCUCAAGUACAAAGUUCAUUUACUACAAAAUAUGAUUCAUAGAUUUGAACAUUUUUUUAGUGUAUAGUUUUUUAGUCAAGUUUGUGCUUCAGUAGAGUGAUCAUUUUUUAACUAGAUUAAAGCAUAAAAUACUGUGAUGUAAUCUCAUGUGAAUUGUGUUCAAAUGUCUGUUACUCCUGUUGUACUGCAUUGGGUAUCCUUCCUCCUAAUCUUCAUGGAAAGUUUUGACAGGAGCAUUUUUUACAACUGAGCUUCCAUUUACAAAUCUCACUGGUAAGGUAAGCUGGGAUCUUCUCAUAAGUUCUGUGAGUAGUUCCCUCUCUAUUACCUCAGGCCUCUAAUGGAAACUGUGUUUUUACCAAGUAGAGAGCAUUUCUGAAUCAGCAAAAUCCCAUGGCUGUGCAUGAGGCAAAAUACAGUAAGAUUAAUUAAGAGAUUGCCCAUACCAUACCUCAGAAACUAACACAGUGUCCUCCUCCCCAUUUUUUGUAGUAAAGUAUAUUGCCUCUUUACAUGUAACAUUAGUGUGUGAGGUUUCAAGGGAAAGGUUGUCUGAUUUUAGCAAAUCACUUUCACCUUAACCCUUAAUUGACCCAAAAGGGACAAGCAUCUAAGUUACCUUCCAAUAUCACCCAUGAAUUGCAUAUUAAAGUCUGGAAGAUAUGAUCAUCACCUAAAGAAGCUCUUGAUUGUGAAACAAAUUCUCCUAGUCACUCCCAUUGGAAAUCUACCAAACAGUGUAGAGAAAAUACAUCCUGAUGUUGGGGUGUAAA
Messenger RNA from Pocillopora verrucosa, 2827 nucleotides. RefSeq lists its product as uncharacterized. The record is from RefSeq and is a predicted model, not a curated record. Lineage: Eukaryota; Metazoa; Cnidaria; Anthozoa; Scleractinia; Pocilloporidae. Gene Ontology annotation, molecular function: microtubule binding. Gene Ontology annotation, cellular component: ciliary basal body; ciliary transition zone; spindle. Gene Ontology annotation, biological process: regulation of mitotic spindle assembly.